Molecule: messenger RNA, 2028 nt
Organism: Ornithodoros turicata
Lineage: Eukaryota; Metazoa; Arthropoda; Arachnida; Ixodida; Argasidae
Product: D-3-phosphoglycerate dehydrogenase-like
Exons: 11
Coding region: 163-1746 (527 amino acids)
Biological process (GO): L-serine biosynthetic process
Molecular function (GO): phosphoglycerate dehydrogenase activity; NAD binding
Source: RefSeq, a predicted model, not a curated record
GCGACAGACGUUUCUGGACGCCCUCUCCCCCUCUUUUCCUUUUACACUCCCUCCCCUUCUGUACACGAGUGGACUUUUCCUGACCGGCUCUUUCUCAGUUCUUUGUCGGCUGUUGCUUGGGGUAAUAUCUCACGUGCACAAGUGCGAGCAAAACUUGCGAAAAUGGCUCUGUCUAUCAAGAAAGUCCUUAUUAGCGACGCUGUCGACGCGUCAUGCGUCGAAAUCCUUGAAAAUAACGGCAUCCAGGUUACCCUCAAAACAGACUUCACCAAGGCGCAGCUUUUGAAAGAAAUCGAAAACUACGACGCGCUGAUAGUGCGAUCAGCCACCAAAGUGACGUCAGAUGUUAUCGAAGCUGGACAGAAGCUCAAGGUCAUCGGACGUGCGGGAACUGGUGUCGAUAACAUUGACUGCAAUGCAGCCACUCGACAAGGAGUACUGGUUAUAAACGCACCAGGAGGUAAUACGGUCAGUGCAGCAGAACUCACCUGUGCAAUGGUGAUCACACUCUCAAGAGAAAUCCCUGCUGCAACGAGUUCACUGAAAGCUGGAAAGUGGGAUAGAAAAAUGUUUAUGGGAAACGAAUUGUACGGCAAGACCCUGGCAAUCGUUGGCCUCGGCAGGAUUGGAAAAGAAGUGGCAACGAGGAUGCAGUCGUUUGGUAUGAAGACGAUUGGGUUCGACCCUAUUGUCCCAGCCGAGGUAUCCCAAGAAUUUGGAGUGGAAAGCAUGACUCUCGACCGACUUUGGCCACUUGCCGACUAUAUUACAGUCCAUACGCCUCUCAUACCGCAAACUAAGCACUUAAUCAACAAAGACACACUCGGAAAAUGUAAAAAAGGCGUCAAAAUCAUCAAUGUUGCUAGAGGUGGCAUUGUCCACGAGGAUGAUCUCUUAGCUGCACUGGAGUCUGGUCACUGUGGAGGAGCUGGGUUAGAUGUUUUUGUUGAGGAACCACCCAAAAACCAUGCCCUGAUUGGCCACCCUAAGGUAGUGUGCACCCCACACUUGGGCGCAAAUACGAGGGAGGCGCAACUGCGAGUCGCGCAAGAAAUCGCGGAACAGUUUGUUGAUCUCACCGUUGGACAAUCUGUCCCAGGUGUGGUAAAUGCUCCUGCACUGGCCCAAACGCAAGUCCCCGAAAACAAACCAUGGGCCGACCUGUGCGUCGCCCUGGGAAAGGUUGCCUCUGCAUUAGUUGGCCCUUCCAAUGGCUUACAACUUGAGCUGACCACACGUGGGGCAGCGCUCGCGGGCAAAGCCAAGUUCUUGUGCACUGCAGCUGCGAUUGGAGUGCUCAAACAACUGGGUCGCAGCAAUGCAAAUUUCAUCAACGUGUCAGCAUUGGCACCAGAGGCCAAAAUAGAAAUGUUACAGAAGCAUGUGGAGAAGCCAUCCUGUUGUCUUUCGGGUGAAGUGAGCCUAGAUGUCAAGUGUGGGACGACCACUCACACACUUGUGGGCUCAGUGGCAGGGGACAGGUUGUUUCUUUGCUCCAUAGAUGGUGCUGCCUUUGAGCCACGCCAGGUUCUCUCUGGAGCAUUACUCUUUGGAGUAGGCCAGGACAGCCCCAAUGCCCUCGUCCAGAUUAUGGGUGAACUUGUAGGACAAGGCAUCUCUGUCCUGUCGGCUUCUCGAUGCACCGGAGGCUUCUACGUUUUCAGCACUGGCUCUCCAGUAAGCACGCAGUCUCGCCCACCUGUUGCACCCCUCAAGUUUUGGUCCUAUGUUAACUUCAAUAAUUAACCUCCAUGUUCCAUCCUCCUGUUUCCUCAUCGAGUGGAAAUCAUCAGCUGUUUCACCUUUUCUGCUGUGCUCCUCUUAUUGACAAGCACUUAUUAAAGUUUUCAAUAGUGGAUAAAUUUUUAGGAAAGGUCAUUUAAUUUUAAAAUGCAUUUUUUGUGGAGCGGAACUAUUUUAAUAACAUUCCAUAGUGAUUAGAUGACACAAUGAUUGUGUGAUGAUAUUUUAUGGGAUCCUAAUUUGAGUUAUCGUUUAAGGAAUAAUAAAGUACAUUUUGAAGCUGCA